Molecule: messenger RNA, 15778 nt
Organism: Rhopilema esculentum
Lineage: Eukaryota; Metazoa; Cnidaria; Scyphozoa; Rhizostomeae; Rhizostomatidae
Source: RefSeq, a predicted model, not a curated record
UGUAACAAACAAAGCCAAUUUUGAUUACACUAUUACUCUAAAGACUUAGCCAAAAUGUAGCUUUUUUGUUUAUUUUGUUUAGCUGGCAGAAUUUGGCCGUCACGCGUAAAAUAUUUGGCCGCCAACCAUUCCAAGCAUCUGGCAACACAGAAAAAUGUUCUGCAGGCCAUAGGCGGGUUUCCACUACUUGACUGACCCUGGCUAGGUCAUUCUUAUCGCAAGCUGAAAUUUUAAUGCUAACCGAGUUCUGAUCUGCAAAGAAUUCUGAUUUCCGUGCCAAAAUGUCAAUAUUUGCACACGUUAGUGAAUAACUGUGAAACAAAGUUGAGGACAAGACUUGCCCGGUCUCUCCGGGGCGUUCCCAAUUCUUAUUCAUUGAACGCAAAGUUUGAAUUCCUGAAAAGUUUCCGCCAUCUGAUUAUCGGUGCUUUUGUUAUCUGUGUGACUUCCGGAUGUGUUGAUCUGAAGAGAUGCACCAUUGAUCAUUGCUGCAGCGUGAUUGUAGGACACAGUCAGAACGCCCUUAGCUAGAAUUUACUUAUGAGGCUUGUUACUUGAAACUAGCCUUCAACUGCAGAAUGUUUCAUGGCAGUAUGCAGAGGACAAUGCUUCUUAUUCUAUUUAUUAUUUGCUUGCAGCUUGACUUUUCAAAAGGGAAGCCAAAGUAUGUACCAAAUAUUUUUGAUGACUGCAAGAAGGACGAGGCUAUAGUCCAAUGCCACGAGGAUCCAUGUUUAAAGACAGAGUGUCCAGCGUAUCCUGCUGCAAAAUGCAGAACAAAUUUGUGUGGAGAUUGCAAAGCGGAAUAUCUUCAGGAAGGAAAAGUUGUCGAUUGCAGCCGAGCACCAAUUUGGUAUGACAACUGCCCCUUAGACGUCCCUAUAGUUCAGUGUGGAAGUGACCCAUGUAUCGGCCUAUAUUGCAAACAUUUUCCAGAAGCUCUGUGCAGAACAAACCUUUGCGGAGGUUGCCGCCCAGAGUUCAUCAUAGAUAACCAUGUUAUCAAGUGUGAAGCUUCAAAUACCACUAAGUGUCCAGCUGAUAAACCCGAAGCAAAGUGCCUGGUCAACCCUUGCCAUAUACAAGCAUGCCAACUUUUUCCAAAUGCGGUUUGUGUGCCUAACUAUUGCGGUGGUUGCAAUGCGGAGUUCUUCGAAAAAGGCACAAAAGUUCAAUGUACCUUUGAACCUGGAAAAGCAGAAGUUUCAUGCAAAGAUAGUAGAUUUGGAUGCUGCGAGGACGGGCGGACGGCAGCUCAAGGUGCCAACAAAGAGGGUUGCCCAGGUAUUUACAGCAAAUGUAACGAAGAGCGAAGAAAAGCGAUUUUGAGCAAUUACCGAACACGAUACAUACCGACUUGUAAUUUAGAUGGCACAUUUACGGCCGUACAAUGUUGGGAGUCAGUCAAGGUUUGUUGGUGUGUUGAUCUUGAAGGCCUAGAGAAGAAUGAAUCUCAUACUGUUAAUAGGAAGCCUACUUGCAGACGAGAUGAUGCAGUCCUUGGAGGUCCUACCAUCAUUGAAUGCUGGCGCGCGCCUUUUGGAUGUUGCCCUGACGGGAAAACAACUGCGCAAGGACCAUACAAAGAGGGGUGCCCAGGUUAUCAAGCUGCCUGCUGGAAUAGUCAGUUUGGUUGUUGUCCUGAUGGGAAGUCAUUCGCAGAUGGGCCUAACUUUGAAAAUUGCGAAAGACAGCCAACACGAUGCGAGAAACACAGAGACAACGUCUUGAGGUCAUCAGAACAACCUUUGGUUGGGCAGUAUGUGCCGCAAUGCAAGAGUGAUGGGUUAUACGAGAAAAUUCAAUGUCAUGGAUCAACUGGCUACUGUUGGUGUGUCGAUAAAGCUGGCAAAGAAUACGAUAUGACAAGAAUAAGGGGGAAGCCUGAUUGCACUGUUAUUGUUCCUACUUGUGUCGAUAAACGAAAGGAUUGCCAAAAGCAUCUUGGGUAUUGCAAAGUGUUUGUUACAUAUAUGCAAAAAUAUUGUACCAGAUCCUGUGGCUAUUGCAGCGGAGACGAAGUUAUUUUUGUGACAAAGAAGCCAGUGAUUCAAAAGCUGACAACACAGAAGCUAACAACGACUCAAAAAGUUGAGAAAAAGCAAUUCACAACAAAUGCUCCAGUCACCAUCCCACGCAGAACAACUGUACUGACUACAACGCCAAGCACCAUAGGCAAUGGCUGUGGUAGCGAGUUUGGAUGCUGUGUCGAUGGACUUCUUCCGGCGGUUGGUCCAAACAAUCUUGGAUGUCCAGUCUACGCCUCAAUUUGUGAUAUGCCCGUGGCGACUGGACAUGGUAGAGGGGCUAUCCGAAUGUAUUUCUACAACACAAUGCAGCACACCUGUGAAGAUUUCGUAUACAGUGGGAUUGGAGGAAACAAAAACAAGUUCAGAAACAAGGAUGAUUGUCUAAAGACUUGCCACAAAGAUAUUCCAGCUCCAGGAGAAACUAAGGAGUCUACGACUUUUGCUCCAGACCCAACUACUCUUCCAAAAACUACGCCAAGAGCAACGACUACACCUUCAACAGAGGCAACGACACGACCGGUCACGAGACCCAAAACGACCCAAAAGGCCACGACAACUCAAAAGCCGACCACAAAGCCGACCACAAAGGCGACCACGACAAAGCCACCGACCACAACGAUGAUUCCAACUACAGUCCCGCGUUUACCCGAGUGUCAGCUGAGACGAAGUCUAGUUAUAGCUGCAUCAAGUGGGGACAUGGCGUAUGCAAUGGAAAGAAGUGACGUAAUUUUGCCACGCUGUAACCCUGAUGGCUCAUUUAACAAAGUCCAGUGCGUUUUACCAGUUGGGCUUUGCUGGUGUGUUGAUCAAGAUGGCAAUGAAAUCGAAGGAACAAGAGAAUUUUCUUUGAAUCCAAAAUGCCCGAAACCUGAAAAAAGCCGUUGCCGGGAUGUAAGAAAGGAAGCACAGUGUAAACAAUUUGCAAAGUCCGGAAAUUACUGCCAAGUCUACAAAAGUUAUAUGAAAUUAUACUGUGCAAAAACUUGUAACUUAUGCGAUUAUGAGCCAAAAAGACUAGGAUGUGCAAGCAAAUACGGAUGUUGCCCCGAUGGCGUUACUUCCGCAUCCGGUCGUGAUUACAAGGGAUGUCCAGCGUACGACUCAAUUUGUGACAUGGAUCCAGUUGUUGGCCCAUGCUAUGGUUCCAUAGAAAGAUUCUUCUACAACACAACCUCUUCAAGAUGCGAAAAGUUUGUCUAUGGUGGAUGUAAGGGAAACCAGAAUAACUUCGUAUCUUUCCGUGGAUGUGAAAUAAGAUGUCAAAAAGAAACAAAGGCAACGAUCACUGGGGCCCCUACUCGAAAGUCCCCUAGCACAGCGGCACCAACAACCAAGGUAGUGAUAACGGAGGCGCCAGAAACCGAGGCGUUGACAACUGAAGCUGCAACAACCAAGGCAACGACACCUGAAGUCCCAACAACUGAAGCAACGACAACUAAAGUCCCAACAACCAAGGCGACAACAACUGAAGUCCCAACAACCAAGGCGACGACAACUGAUGUCCCAACAACCCAGGCAACGACAACUGAAGUCCCAACAACCAAAGCGACGACGACUGAAGCCCCAACAACCGAGGCAACGACAACUGAAGUCCCAACAACCAAAGCGACGACGACUGAAGUCCCAACAACCGAGGCAACUACAACUGCAGCCCCAACAACCGAGGCCACAACAACUGCAGCCCCAACAACUGAGGCGACAACGACUGCAGCCCAAACAACCCAAGCCACGACAACUGAAGUCCCAACAACCAAAGCGACGACGACUGAAGCCCCAACAACCGAGGCAACGUCAACUAAGGUCCCAACAACCGAGGCCACGACAACUGCAGCCCCAACAACCGAGGCCACGACAACUGAAGUCCCAACAACCGAGGCCACGACAACUGAUGUCCCAACAACCAAGGCGACGACAACUGAUGUCCCAACAACCCAGGCAACGACAACUGAAGUCCCAACAACCAAAGCGACGACGACUGAAGCCCCAACAACCGAGGCAACGUCAACUAAGGUCCCAACAACCGAGGCCACGACAACUGCAGCCCCAACAACCGAGGCCACGACAACUGAAGUCCCAACAACCGAGGCCACGACAACUACAGCCCCAACAACUGAGGCGACAACGACUACAGCCCAAACAACGCAGUCAAAGACGACUGCAGCCCAAACAACGCAGGCAACGACGACUGCAGCCCCAGCAACCAAAGAAACGACAACUGAAGCUGCAAGAAUUGAAACGACGACACCUGUAGCCCCAACAACCGAGGCAAAGACUAAUGAGACUACAAAAGCUCCCACCCAAGAUCAAACAACAAAAGUUCCGAAAGUGACAGUGAAACUGACUACUGCUUCAAGAAUGACAUUACAGCCUCCAGUUGUUAUAACUGAAGACCAAUUUGGCCUUGGACCGGAUCCGAUCAUUAAAAAAACCACCACAAAUGAACCUCUCGUAGUUGUGACGGAAGAAUUGCUCAAGCCCUCUAAGCCUGAAACCACAGCCAUUCCUACGACAGCAGAUUUGCCGGUCACUUCUGAAUCAGCAGGAAAGGAGACAACCCCACCUCCUGUUAUCAUUACAGAAGAAUUGAUCAGGACUUCAAAGCCUACCACCCAAGCCGUUCCUACCACAGCUGAUUUGCCAGUCACUACAGAAUCAAAAGCAAAAGACACGUCUCCAACUACAAUUCCACCUCCAGUGGUCAUUACGGAAGAGAUGCUAAGGCCCUCAAUGCCUAGAACCACAGCAGCUCCUUCCAUACCAAGAGAAAUCAGCACACUUAUGCCACCAUCCACUGAUCUAGAAAAACUGAUCUCACUCUUACCUUUAUUUACAGAAGAUCUAACAAAGUUUGCUGUAGAUUAUACCACAGCUACGACCAGGCCAGUUCCUGCAACGGAGGAGAAGAUUCAAGUUGUAACCACGCAGCCAAUCACCGAUUCCCACAAGGAGACUGUGGAAGCUGAAACAGUUACCAAACCUGCGGAGGAAUUCACGUUAACAAGGAAGCCAACGUCAGAGCUAACUGUAGAACCAACUGAACCUGAACCAACACAGCCGCCUGAAAUCAAAACCCUUCCAGUAAAGAACGUGACUGAAACCCUUACUGAGCCUGUGAUAGCUGAAACAGUUGAUACGAGGGUCCCGAAUGCUAAAAUUAGUUCAACUCUCCAACCCACAGUAAAGGUUGCGCAAACUACAAUUGCACCAGAAAAAGAGGAAGUUGUCACAACACCAACAGCAGUUUCAGAGCCUGCCACAAAAUGUCUUCAAAUGCGCUCAAAAUUUCUGAGCCAGCUUUCAGGCGCAAGCUCGAGCCUUUUGCCUGGACUUCAGUUUGUUCCAAAUUGUGACGAAAAAGGAAAUUUUGAGAGGAUACAGUGCUGGACCAUGCUAGGCCUGUGUUGGUGCGUUGGCCCUCACGAUGGCAAAGAACUACCAGGUUCUCGAGUGAAUGUUUCUCAGGGUGGAGAGCCAGACUGCUUCAAAAGCCAGAUAUCCGUUUGCGAGCGCUCUCGUAUCGAGGCAUUGAAAUUAAUCGAGAAAAGACGGGAAGUUGGCAACCCAAUAGCUGCAACAUAUCUGCCAAAAUGUGACGCAAGUGGUCUUUACGAGGAAGUACAAUGCUUGCUAUCGAAAAAGAAAUGUUGGUGUGUUGAUAAGAAAACUGGCUUGCCCGUUGCAGGGAAAGGAGUUCCUGACAGUCUGACAUGCAUCAAAAAGGAAGAGACAAAAUGUCAAAAAGUGCGAAAACUGGCAAUCAAGCUAGCUGAAGCCGAUUUUGACGACGAGGAGGAUUUACUGGGACCAUUUAUCCCAACGUGUGACGAGGAGGGAAACUAUGCAGAAGUCCAGUGUUUAAAAUCAUCCGGCUUUUGCUGGUGUGUGGAUGAGAACGGAGAAGAGGUGAUCGGCACAAAAACACGGGGUGUUCCCAAUUGUAAAAAAGUUGAUAAACCAUCAACUGAGUGUCAAAAACAAAGGGAAGACUCCCUCAAGACUGCUCUUAAAAUUGACGGAAAAGUGAUUCCCGCACCCGGUGUCUUUCUUCCAACUUGUGAAGCUGAUGGCCGUUACUCGCCUCUUCAGUGUCAUCAGUCAAUAGGAACGUGUUGGUGUGUCGAUAAAAAUGGCACUGAAGUCGAUGGCACAAGGACCAAAGAAUCAAGACCAAACUGUGAUCGUGCACCAACAAAAUGUGAAAAAUUACGACGUCAGAUUUUGAGUGGCUUAGAGCGCGUGCCAGACGACGAGCGGUCACUUACGCGCCUCCCCUCAUGUGAUGGUAAUGGAAAUUUCAACCAAAUCCAGUGCUGGAAUAAAAUCAACGAGUGUUGGUGUGUUGACCAGAAUGGUAACGAGGUGCCACACACCAGAGUUAGUUCUGGGGAACCUGAUUGUAAAAAACGAAAGUUGACAAAAUGCCAAAAGGAGCUAGAAGCAUCGGCUAAAGAACCAAGCGGAAGUUUUGUCGCAGAGUGUACCAGGGAUGGUGGUUAUAAAGAUACCCAAUGCCACGAUGGGAAUUGUUGGUGCGUUGAUGAAAAAGGCAUUGAGAUUGAUGGCACUCGCACGGAGUUUGGUCAUCCAGACUGUGACAGUGUGAAUCUGACAAAAUGUCAAAAACAGGAGAAAGAAGCAAGCAAGCUAGCCUCCCAGGGGCUACACGUUCCUCAGUGUAAGAAAGAUGGAAGCUUCUUGGAACUGCAGUGUCAUGAGAGUGAGUCACGGUGUUGGUGCGUCAAUAAGGAAGGCGAAAUGCUGCCCGGAACGAGUUACAAGCAUGCCGUACCACAGUGCAAGAGAUUACUUGAAAGCAAGUUAUCGCCAUGUGAGUAUAAACGAAAGUUCCUUUACGUGCAACACGAUGGCAAGGUGCCCAAUUGGUUGUAUAUCCCGCAAUGUGAAGUGAAUGGUUCAUAUUCAAGACAGCAAUGCAAUAUCAAAAGUCGCCGUUGUUGGUGUGUAAAUGAGAAUGGCGAUAUGACUCGCUGGGUUGGAAGGAAUGAGUCCUCGAAUGUCUGCUCAAAAGUGCCCCAAUCAGAAUGUGAAAAGAAAAAGGAAAAGGUUUACAACAAGGCAUUCCUGAUCAACAAGAGGUAUCCAGUGUUACCUCUUGGUAUCUUCAUGCCAGAAUGCAACAAAGACGGCAGCUUUAAAGAGAUGCAAUGCCACGAGUCUUACUGUUGGUGUGUGAGCAAGGAUGGAAGGGAAAUCGAAGACAGCCGAAGAAGAUUUGAGUCGCCUGAAUGCAAAAGAAUUCUAUCUGGUAAUCUGACUGUCUGUGAGAUCGAGAGAAGGAGUCUAUUGGAAACGGAAGUGGACGAUGGCUCGCUUUUUGUGCCUCAAUGUAAAUCAAACGGACAGUAUGAAAGGAUGCAGUGUAAUAAAGCUACCGGACAUUGUUGGUGUGUUGAUAGUGAAGGCAAAAUGACUGAAUGGGCCACAAACAACACUGGCAAAUUUGAAUGUCCUGGUUUGAAUGAACCCAUAACUGUUUGUGAACAACGACAGAGAGAUGUUUACAAGCUGGCAAGGGUGAUGAACAAGAUGUUCCCGAUGCUACCUCUUGGUGCCAAUUUGCCUGAAUGCAAUGAUGAUGGGUCGUUCAAAAGCAUACAAUGUAACGAAGGCUUCUGUUGGUGUGUGGCAGCUGACGGAAAGGAGAUCCCUCACACCUUAACCAGAUUUGAUGUCCCUCAAUGCGACAGAAUUACAUCAGGUAACUUGACUAAAUGCGAAAGAUUAAGGGACGAGGCAAUAAAAGAGAACGCCAACACUGAAGUUGGUAGAAGGCAUGUAUUCAGAUGUGAUCAAACAGGGUCUUUUGAAAGGGACCAAUGCAAUGCCAAUAUUGGUACUUGCUGGUGUGUCAAUGAACAUGGAGUGACGGUGGAUGGUUCAGCGACAUUGAAUGGUAUCCCUGAUUGCAUCAAAAGGAACACUUCCAAAUGCCAAAAUUUGAGGCAAGACGCCUUUAACAGGGGAAUUAUCGGUCCAGAUGGCAUUUCAGUACCCUUGCUUGGUGCAUUUUUACCAGUUUGUAAAGAAGAUGGAAGCUUUUCUCAGAUUCAAUGUCAUGAGUCCGAAUGCUGGUGUGUUGAUGAUCAUGGAGCUGAACGAGAAGGUACAAAAGUAACUGGGGAAAAUCCAGACUGCCGCAAGAGGCCGUUAUCUAUCUGCGAGCAAAAGAGAAAAGAGGUGCAUAAGAAUGCAACAGUGGUUGAUGGGCGACCCAUACUGCCACUUGGAUUGUAUGUUCCUCAAUGCAAAGAAAAUGGUGACUUUGAGGAAAUGCAAUGUCAUAGUUCAACGGGAUAUUGCUGGUGUGUAGACAAUCAUGGUCAUGAGAUUCCGAAAACGUCAAGAAGACUUGAAAAGCCUCAGUGCCACAGAAUUUCCGCUGGCAAUUUAACAAAAUGCGAACAAGCAAAUUUUGCACAAUUAGGAGAAGAUCCUCUGAACCCUCCACAAGAUGCUUUCUUAUUUGACUGUGACUUAAAUGGCCAGUUUGUUCCAAAACAAUGUGAUGGCUUUUUGAAUAUCUGCUGGUGCGUCAAUUCUGAUGGCGCUAUGAUAGAUGGAUCAGAAACCAAAGGUGGAAACCCGGACUGUACUCCAAGAAACAAUACACCGUGUCAACAAAAACGACAAGAUGUCUUCAAUAUGGCAGUUGUUCUUGUUGGGAGAUCUGUCGUUGCUCCUGGAGCAUACCUUCCGAAAUGUAAAGCCAAUGGCGAUUUUGAAGAAGUUCAGUGUCAUGGUUCAGAAAGAUUCUGCUGGUGUGUUGACAAGAAUGGCGAAAAACCUAUCGACUUUACGCAUCCGAGCAAGGACCUUCAGUGUGACAGACUUUUGGCCGGAAAUCUGACAAAAUGCGAGCGGUUUAGAGCGGAUACAUACGGAAAGGGCGAGCUGCCGCAAGAGGCAUUCUUGCCAGAGUGCAAACCUAAUGGAGACUUCAAAGUUUUUCAAUGCAACGGAUUCAUAAAUGAAUGCUGGUGUGUUGAUGAAGAUGGGAAAUAUAUAGAAGGAACUCAAAUCAAGGAAGGGAUCCCAGAAUGUCCUGAACCCGUGUCCCUCUCCAAAUGUCAAAAGCAACAAGAAAAGGCCAGUAAAAGUGCUAUAAAGAUAGACGGUGUAGUGAUUUAUCCUCCUGGAUUGUUUGUUCCCUCUUGUGAAGAGGAUGGCAGUUUUUCACCAGUGCAAUGUCAUGGCUCUACGGGUUUCUGCUUCUGCGUGAACAAAGACGGAAAAGAAAUACCGCACACGAGAUUGCGACACCAAAAGCCGAAAUGCGAUGGCACAUUGGAUAAGCGUCGAUUGUGCAUAUCAGAACGUAGCAAGGAUCCAGAUGUCCAAUGUGAACCCGAUGGCAGCUACAAGAAAGUUCAGUGCAAAGGUUUGUGGUGUUGGUGUGUGGAUAAAGAUGGAGUUAGGGUUUCAGAAAAGCAGCCUAAUGUUCCUGGCGAGAAAUUCAAGUGUCCUAACGCGGAAACGAAAUGCCUGCUGCUAGCAAAGGAAGCAAAGAACAAACAAACAAACAAAAAUGGCACGUCCAUACUGAUUGUUGGUGUCUUUGUCCCGAAAUGCACGGAAAAGGGCGAUUUUGAAAGUGUACAAUGCCAUCCUUCUACCGGAUAUUGCUGGUGCGUUGAUAGAGAUGGAGAAGAGAUUGCCCAUACGAAAACAAGGGAAGGAAAACCUCAGUGCAAUAGACUCGUCUUGAACAACCUUACCAAUUGUGAAGAAACAAGGAAAAAAGCAAUCGAUAUAUUGAAGGAAUUGGUAGAAAAAUCUCUUGUAUUUGUACCCAAAUGCCGGAUAGAUGGUUCUUUCAAUCCUGUACAGUGUUGGAAAGAGAAUUGCUGGUGUGUUGACAAAAAUGGGGAUACGAUCAAUGGUACGGAGACGACUUCAAGGCCACUCUGUUCUGAAGGAAACAAAACUAUUGCAGUAUCACCAAAACCUACAGCUAAAACUACUGCAGUUAAUGGAGCAACUACAGAAGCUCCUGAACCAAAAACAACUAUUCCGGUUGUUGAAGCAACUACAGAUGCUCCAGAACCUGUAACAACUGCUCCAGUUAUUGAAGCAACGACAGGAGCUCCAGAACCUGUGACUACUGGUCCAGUUGUUGAAGCAACAACAGACGCUCCAGAACCUGUAACAACUGCUUCAGUUAUUGAAGCAACGACAGGAGCUCCAGAACCUGUGACUACUGGUCCAGUUGUUGAAGCAACAACAGACGCUCCAGAGCCUGUAACAACUGCUCCAGUUAUUGAAGCAACGACAGGAGCUCCAGAACCUGUGACUACUGGUCCAGUUGUUGAAGCAACAACAGACGCUCCAGAACCUGUAACAACUGCUCCAGUUAUUGAAGCAACGACAGGAGCUCCAGAACCUGUGACUACUGCUCCAGUUGUUGAAGCAACGACAGGAGCUCUAGAACUUGUGACUACUGCUCCAGUUAUUGAAGCAACGACAAACGCUCCAGAACCUGUGACUACUGCUCCAGUUGUUGAAGCAACGACAGGAGCUCCAGAACCUGUGACUACUGGUCCAGUUGUUGAAGCAACGACAGGAGCUCUAGAACUUGUGACUACUGCUCCAGUUAUUGAAGCAACGACAAACGCUCCAGAACCUGUAACAACUGCUCUAGUUAUUGAAGCAACGACAGAAGCUCCAGAACCUGUGACUACUGCUCCAGUUGUUGAAGCAACAACAGACGCUCCAGGACCUGUAACAACUGCUCCAGUUGUUGAAGCAACAACAGACGCUCCAGAACCUGUGACUACUGCUCCUGUUGUUGAAGCAACUACGGAAGAUCCAGAACUUGUAACAACUGCUCCAGUUAUUGAAGCAACAACAGGAGCUCCAGAACCUGUGACUACUGCUCCAGUUGUUGAAGCAACGACAGACGCUCCAGGACCUGUAACAACUGCUCCAGUUGUUAAAGCAACAACAGACGCUCCAGAACCCGUGACUACUGCUCCUGUUGUUGAAGCAACUACGGAAGCUCCAGAACCUGUAACAACUGCUCCAGUUAUUGAAGCAACGACAGGAGCUCCAGAACCUGUAACAACUGCUCCAGUUGUUGAAGCAACUACAGACGCUCCUGAACCUGUAACUACUGCUCCUGUUGUUGAAGCAACUACGGAAGCUCCAGAACUUGUAACAAUUGCUCCUGUUGUCGAAGCAACUACAAAAGUAUCUGAACCUGUAACAACUGUUCCAGUUGCUGAAGCAACUACGGAAGCUCCAGAACUUGUGACAGCUGCUCCAAUUGUUGAAGUAACUACAGACGCUCCUGAGCCUGUAACUACUGCUCCUGUUGUUGGAGCAACUACGGAAGAUCCAGAACUUGUAACAACUGCUCCUGUUGUCGAAGCAACUACAGAAGUUCCUGAACCUGUAAUAACUGUUCCAGUUGCUGAAGCAACUACGGAAGCUCCAGAACUUGUGACAGCUGCUCCAGUUGUUGCAGCAACUACAGAAGCUCCAGGACCUGUAACAACUGCUCCAGUUGUUGAAGCAACAACAGACGCUCCAGAACCUGUGACUACUGCUCAUGUUGUUGAAGCAACUACGGAAGCUCCAGAACUUGUAACAACUGCUCCAGUUAUUGAAGCAACGACAGGAGCUCCAGAACCUGUGACUACUGCUCCAGUUGUUGAAGCAACAACAGACGCACCAGAACCUGUGACUACUGCUCCUGUUGUUGAAGCAACUACGGAAGCUCCAGAACUUGUAACAACUGCUCCAGUUAUUGAAGCAACGACAGGAGCUCCAGAACCUGUGACUACUGCUCCAGUUGUUGAAGCAACAACAGACGCACCAGAACCUGUGACUACUGCUCCUGUUGUUGAAGCAACUACGGAAGCUCCAGAACUUGUAACAACUGCUUCAGUUAUUGAAGCAACGACAGGAGCUCCAGAACCUGUAACAACUGCUGCAGUUGUUGAAGCAACUACAGACGCUCCUGAAUCUGUAACUACUGCUCCUGUUGUUGUAGCAACUACGGAAGCUCCAGAACUUGUAACAACUGCUCCUGUUGUCGAAGCAACUACAGAAGUUCCUGAACCUGUAACAACUGCUCCAAUUGUUGAAGCAACUACAGACGCUCCUGAACUUGUAACUACUGCUCCCGUUGUCGAAGUAACUACGGAAACGCCAGAACUUGUAACAAAUGCUCCAGUUAUUGAAGCAACUACAGACGCUCCAGAACCUGUAACAACUGCUCCAGUUGUCGAAGCAACUACAGAAGCUCUUGAACCAGUAACAACUGUUCCUGUUGUUGAAGCAACUACAGACGCUCCAGAACCUGUAACAACUGAUCCUGUUGUUGAAGCAACUACAGAAGCUCUUGAACCAGUAACAACUGUUCCUGUUGUUGAAGCAACUACAGACGCUCCAGAACCUGUAAUAACUGCUCCUGUUGUUGAAGCAACUACAGAUGCUCCAGGACCUGUAACAACUGCUCCUGUUGUUAAAGCAACUACAGAUGCUCCAGGACCUAUGACAACUGCUCCAGUUGUUGAAGCAACUACAGACGCUCCAGAACCUGUAACAACUGCUCCUGUUGUUGAAGCAACUACAGAAGCUCUGGUACCAGUUCCCACGACUCUACCCAGUGUAGCAACUACCGUAGCUCAAGAACCAUCAACGACCGAAGCAGUGAAGGAAAUAAAGACAAUUGCUCCUAGGUUGCCAAGUACAUUACCUACUACUGAACCAACAACUAAGCGAUCAGGCAGUGCUCAAGAACCACCAACUACUGACACUGUCAAGGAAGUAACGACGAGUGCUCCAGAGCCUUCAAGAACAUCACCUGCUACUGAACCAGUGACUGAAGCAACUACGAAAGCUCCAGGACCAACGACUAAAGCGACAGCCCACCAUAUAUCUGCGUGCUUCUUGCCGGCGGAUCCAGGACCUUGCAAAGGCCGAAAGCUUCGGUAUUACUAUAGUAAUGACCCAAGCGUCAAAGACUGUGUGGCAUUUAUGUAUGGUGGUUGCCGAGGCAACGGUAACAAUUUUGAGUCUGCUGAAGAAUGCGUGAGCAAAUGUAGGGAUCCAGUCUCAUUGAGGACGACAGUACCUGUUGCAAAGAAAAUAGAGUCAAAAACGGUGAAGAAAAUCCCUGGAUGCAAUAGUGAAUAUGGUUGUUGUGAGGACUACGUGACGCCAGCAAAAGGGCCAAACCAGGCGGGCUGCCCAGUUUACAAGCACCGUUGUGAAUAUCCAAAAGCAAAAGGCCCUUGUGGUGCCAGAAUAACCCGAUGGUAUUACAACGCAAGACUGCAAAUCUGCAAUAGCUUCAUUUGGGGUGGUUGCUUUGGUAAUAAGAACAAUUACCAAAGCUAUGAAUCCUGCAUGGAAAAAUGCAAGGACUACCAACCAGCGCAUGCUAAAGAGUUAUCUGGAGAGACUGGCAGUAUAGAACUGCAGACAAAGUUCAUCCCAGGUUGCAUCGGUGACUAUGGGUGCUGCGAGGAUGGGUUUUCGCCUGCGAAAGGUCCAAACCAGGCUGGAUGUCCAGUUUAUGAAUCAAUCUGCAAUAUGCCUGCUGUCAAAGGAUAUUGCCAAAAAGGAACGAUGGUAAGAUGGUAUUACAAUGCAGUUGCUGGGCGGUGCGAUAUAUUCAGGUACUCCGGCUGUGGGGGCAACGAAAAUAAUUUCGAUACACCAAGUAAAUGUGCCGAAAAAUGUGAAACUGGUGGUUCAAAGUGUGAAGAUAAAAUUGGUAUAUUGUGUAUUGACUGGAAGAGGAAAGGUCUCUGUACGUCAAGAUGGAGGGAAAUGGCAAGGUACUGCCAAAGCACUUGCGGUUUCUGUAAUAAAAGGUAGGAACAAGCUCGUCCGAAUAAUAUCAAAACAAAAUAUUUGACGUACAGCUAUCACAUUGGAGACAAAAACCAAUCACCAAGCUGAGCAGGCAUUGUGAUAAUGAAAACAUUAAUAUUUUGGGCCAAAUCAGUGUGCUGCCGCAUCAAGAGUUGUUGACACUAAAAUCAAGACAACUGGAGAGUGUGCUCAGCUCCUGUGGCAAUUCAGAGUCAGAGACGCUUGGAACGUAAAUAUUUUUAUAAGAAACAUUGCUUCCCUAUGUAACUUAUUGUAUUAGAGUUAUGUUGUGAUAUUGUAUUGUAUCUUUUUGCUUUGCUGCUACGCUUAUUCGUCAAUUAGGAUGCAAGACAAAACUAAUAAAUAAAAUGAGUAUUUAAUAAUUGAGAAAUUAAGCUGUUGUUAUAAACAGUUGCUAACACUUAAUCUCAAUCGAACGACAAUUAUUUUAUAAAUUCGUACUUCUAAGUGAUGGUAUGCGAAAGGCCUGUCUGUUCAAAGCGAAGUUCUAGCUAUAGUUAGAACAGUUACAGCGAAGUAAGAACGGUUGUAGCUCGCUGGUUUAGAAUGGAAAUAUAGAGUUAUUUAAGUAAGCGAUUCGCAUUCCUACCUUGCAGCAUAAGAUUAAUUACUGAAAUUGGGUCGAUAUAAAACAAGAAGCGCCUAUUUUAUGCCCUUUUAAUUUUUAGCAACAAUUCUUCCUUCUUAAAUUGUUUUUCGUUAUCCUGUUUUGGAGACAAAUUUCCUCUCCCGUAUUGUGUAUAGAUGACCUUACCCAGCUUUCAGUUACUUAUUUAGGCCCUUUAGAGUCAAGUUGUCUUAAUUUUUUUCUGUUCAAAGCGAUAUGCAUAAGAAUAACCAUUGCAACAAAUCUGGAUUGGAUUUUUUUCUAUUACAUUUAAGAAACACAACACACAAUAAUUUCAAGUUAUGUAACGAUCUAUUAAAGAUAUCUGCUGUUCAAAGGCGUUUUAACUAUUAUAUUUUUAUACUAAAUAUAUUUUAUUUGAAGGAUUUAAAAAAUUUUAUAUACUUGUGUUUUAAUAUCAAAUGGCCAACAAUUUUCCGUUCAAGGAAUGUCUGUGUUUUUUCACUUGAGGUCGUCUUUUCUGUAGAUCAUUGCAAUGAGAUUCUUCGGGAAAAAUUUUAAAUUUGAACCAAAAGACAUUAGGACUUACAGCAGUAUUCUAUUUUAUAUUCGUUGGCUCAUGGACAUAAAGAUGAUGUAAGAAGUCCUUUUUCGUAACCCUAAAAAGGUUUGGAAGCACUUCGAACUUCAGGUGCAGGAAAUUAUCACAUUUUAAAAAGAGGCAAAAAUUAAAAAUUGUUCCUAGAAGUAAUUUUUACUGCUAGCAGCCUUUUUAUGCAGGUAACAUAAAACAGCAUUAAAACAUAUAUGCUAAUAAUUUCUAAAAAAAUUUAUAGGGCAAAUGUUGGUUUGGUCAAUAAUAGACAAAGCCAUAGGCAAAAAACUAUGAUAAAAAGUGUUGUGAAGAGAAAACGAAAAAAAACACGGUUGUAAAUGAAUUUGAAAGGUACUAGAAAAAUACAAUGGAAGGGAGAAAAAUUAAAAGAUAAAAUCUAGUACAAUUAAUCGGGGCACAGCUAAGAUGGAAGAAAAGAAUAGUGCGAUAAAUCCUUUUAUUUCCUAAUUUCUCAAGAAAUAGUCAAGGUCUAUAGUUCCUCAUAAAGUAAUGAAUUCCAUUUUCAGACUGGAAUUAAUCAAUCCUAAUUAAAAAUGGUACCAAAAAGUGACUAAAAGAAAUGUUCUAAAAUAUAUUUUAAGCUAAUCUAAAGGGCGUGGCUGCAAAAAAUUUUCUGCUCGCAAGGAAGCCACUUCUUUGAAAUAUACCCAUGGAUCUCGCUCGACAUUCUCUCGUCGGUCCUUCCAAUGUACCGCAUAA